Molecule: messenger RNA, 1653 nt
Organism: Bacidia gigantensis
Lineage: Eukaryota; Fungi; Ascomycota; Lecanoromycetes; Lecanorales; Ramalinaceae
Exons: 4
Coding region: 1-1653 (550 amino acids)
Biological process (GO): carbohydrate metabolic process; UDP-N-acetylglucosamine biosynthetic process
Molecular function (GO): magnesium ion binding; phosphoacetylglucosamine mutase activity
Source: RefSeq, a predicted model, not a curated record
AUGGCUUCAACUCAGUCUAUCACGGAAGGCUCUGCCAAGUAUCCCAACUCCACCGGUCGCACUUUCCAAUAUGGAACUGCAGGGUUCCGCAUGAAAGCGAACCUCUUGGAUUCUGUCGUCUAUCGUGUGGCCAUUCUUGCGUCGCUACGCUCGAGAAAACUUCAUGGCCAGACAAUUGGUGUGAUGAUCACUGCGAGCCACAAUCCUCCAGAGGACAAUGGAGUCAAGCUUGUCGAUCCUAUGGGGGAGAUGUUGGAAGGAUCAUGGGAGACCCAUGCUACCACCCUAGCAAAUGCGCCCUCCGACAAGGCUCUCGCUGAAGUCUACAACAAACUGGUACAAGAUCUCAAUGUUGAUCAAUCUAUACAUGCACGUGCUGUCUUUGCUCGCGAUACACGAGCAUCUGGACCGCAUCUAGUAGCUGCUCUGCUCGAAGGGUUCAAUGCCGUGGGCGUGGAGUAUGUGGACCACAAGCUCCUUACAACCCCUCAAUUGCAUUAUGUCACACGCUGCGUGAAUACUAGAGGCACUUCCUUCGAUUAUGGUGAUCCUACAGAGCAAGGGUACUAUAAAAAGACGGCCAAAGCAUUCAAAGCUGCAUUAGGAGGACGGAAAAUCCACGGCCCCUUGACAGUAGACUGUGCAAACGGGGUUGGUGGCCCAAAGCUGACGGAGCUGAUCAAGUAUAUUCCAAAAGCGGCACAAGGUGGUAUCGAUAUCAAGAUUGUCAACGACGACGUAGUGAACUCGGAGCGCUUAAAUCACCAGUGCGGAGCUGACUUCGUAAAAACCAAUCAACGUGCACCCCCUGCUUCCCAGGCAAAUCCGUUGGAGAGAUGUUGUUCUCUUGACGGUGAUGCCGACCGCCUGAUCUAUUAUUUCAUCGACAAAGAUUCGAAUUUUCGACUCCUCGACGGUGAUCGUAUCGCAACGCUCGCCGCUCUUUUCAUCGGUGAUCUCGCUCGUAAUGCAGGGUUGGGCGAAAAGCUUAGGGUUGGUGUGGUUCAGACUGCUUACGCCAACGGAGCAAGUACAUCUUACGUAACGCAGGAUCUCAAGUUGCCAACAUCUUGCACAAAUACCGGAGUCAAGCACUUGCAUCACGCUGCCACAAAAUACGAUGUCGGUGUUUAUUUUGAAGCUAACGGACAUGGUACUGUUGUCUUCUCCGAAUUAGCCUUGAAACGUAUCAACAAAUACGAACCAAGGUCACCCGCCCAGGCUUCUGCUCUCGACACCCUGAAGGCGCUUACAGAUCUCAUCAACCAGACCACUGGAGACGCCCUAAGUGAUCUUCUGCUGGUUGAAGUGAUCCUGGCGCACAAGUCAUGGAGUCCAAAGGAGUGGGAUCUCACCUACACCGACUUACCGAAUCGUCUCGUCCGGAUCGAAGUGCCUGAUCGCAACAUCUUCAAAGCUGUAGACGCCGAGAGACGGCUUGAGAGCCCGCCCGGGGCCCAGUCGCGCAUUGAUGCUCUAGUUGGGAAGUACAAGAAUGGCAGAAGCUUUGCCAGGGCAAGUGGGACAGAGGAUGCUGUCAGAGUUUACGCUGAGGCGGCAACGAAAGGCGAAGCCGACGAGCUGGCACAACUGGUCGGAAAGACGGUCGUUGAAGUCGCAAGUCAAUUUGUGCAAAGCGCUGGAUCGAAGUAA